This is a messenger RNA of Diospyros lotus (date-plum), 2982 nucleotides long. RefSeq names its product DNA replication licensing factor MCM3 homolog 2. The coding region runs from base 116 to 2407 and encodes 763 amino acids. Gene Ontology annotation, biological process: DNA strand elongation involved in DNA replication; mitotic DNA replication initiation; double-strand break repair via break-induced replication. Gene Ontology annotation, molecular function: ATP binding; single-stranded DNA helicase activity; single-stranded DNA binding. The transcript has 16 exons. The record is from RefSeq and is a predicted model, not a curated record. Lineage: Eukaryota; Viridiplantae; Streptophyta; Magnoliopsida; Ericales; Ebenaceae. Gene Ontology annotation, cellular component: MCM complex; nucleus.
UUCCCGCCACAUCCAAACCCUAGAUAGACUGAAAAGAAGAAGGCCCAUUCUAUCCAGUAUCUCCUCUCCUCUCUCUCUCUGAUCUGUGAUUCCAUUGCAGAGACGCCGCAAAGAGAUGGACAUCAGCGAGGAGCUCAGGGCCGCCCACAAGCAAACCUUUCGCAAGUUCUUCGAUCAAGAUGAAUGGAAGGAUAUUUACACACACGAAAUAAAAAAUAUGAUGCACCACAAGCGCCGUCGACUCAUCCUCAACAUUUCCCAUUUCUUCGCCCACGAAGAAGGCCACUUGGCUCGCAGGCUGCUCCAGAAUCCAGGUGAGUACAUGCAAGCUCUAUGCGAUGCUGUGACUGAGUUUGCACAGAGCCUUGAUCCCAAAUACCUGAAGGAAGGAGAGCAGGUACUUGUUGGCUUUGAGGGGCCUUUUGUGUCGCGCCGCGUUACCCCAAGGGAUCUUCUCUCCAGCUUCAUUGGUUCCAUGGUCUGCGUCGAGGGAAUUGUCACCAAGUGUUCUCUUGUAAGGCCAAAGGUUGUCAAGAGUGUUCACUUCUGCCCUGAGACAAGCAAAUUCACUACUCGUGAAUAUCGAGAUAUUACUUCAAACAUGGGUUUGCCCACAGGGUCUGUGUAUCCAACUCGGGAUGAUGAAGGCCACUUGUUGGUGACUGAGUAUGGCUUGUGCAAGUACAAAGACCAUCAGACUUUAUCAAUGCAAGAAGUGCCUGAAAAUUCUGCUCCUGGCCAGCUUCCACGAACAGUAGAUGUCAUAGUUGAGGAUGACCUGGUGGAUUCUUGCAAACCUGGAGAUCGUGUGGCAAUUGUAGGGAUAUAUAAAGCUAUUCCUGGAAAAACCAAGGGCAGCAUGAAUGGGGUGUUCAGGACUGUGCUUAUAGCUAACAAUGUCUCACUGCUCAACAAGGAGGCAAAUGCACCAAUCUACACUCCUGAAGACAUCAACAAGAUUAAAAAGGUAUCUCUGAGAAAUGAUACAUAUGACCUGCUGGCUAACUCACUGGCACCAUCGAUACACGGGCAUUUAUGGAUAAAGAAAGCAGUGAUUUUGUUGUUGCUAGGUGGAACUGAAAAGAACUUAAAGAAUGGUACCCAUUUACGAGGAGACAUAAACAUGAUGAUGGUUGGUGAUCCUUCAGUCGCAAAGUCUCAACUUUUAAGAGCAAUCAUGAAUAUUGCUCCUCUAGCCAUAUCAACAACUGGUCGGGGUUCAUCUGGUGUUGGUUUGACUGCAGCAGUUACUUCUGAUCAAGAAACAGGAGAAAGAAGGUUAGAAGCUGGUGCUAUGGUUCUUGCUGAUCGAGGUGUCGUUUGUAUUGAUGAGUUUGAUAAGAUGAAUGAUCAAGAUCGCGUUGCUAUACAUGAAGUAAUGGAGCAGCAGACAGUAACAAUUGCCAAAGCUGGUAUCCAUGCAUCACUGAAUGCUCGAUGCAGUGUUAUAGCAGCUGCAAAUCCCAUCUAUGGAACUUAUGACCGGUCAUUAACUCCAACCAAGAAUAUUGGACUCCCAGAUUCUUUGCUUUCACGUUUUGAUCUAUUGUUUAUUGUACUGGAUCAAAUGGAUCCUGAUAUUGACCGCCAAAUUUCCGAACACGUUUUGCGUAUGCACCGUUUCCGUUCUCCAAUAGAUGGAGGUGCUGCUGAUGGGAGCUCAAGAUAUGGAAGAGAAGAAGAAGCUGAUGUAGGCUCAUCUAUUUAUGUAAAGUACAACCGGACGCUGCAUGGGAGCAGAAAUCGAAAGCAUGAUACCCUUACUAUCAAGUUUCUUAAGAAGUAUAUUCACUAUGCAAAACAUAGAAUUCAGCCAGAGCUGACUGAUGAGGCAUCUGAUUGCAUUGCAACUGCAUAUGCAGAACUUAGAGAUGCCAGUUCAAAUGCAAAGACUGGAGGAGGAACACUUCCAAUAACUGCUAGAACCUUAGAAACUAUAAUACGCUUGUCAACUGCGCAUGCCAAACUGAAGUUAAGCAGACAGGUUCUCAAGUCUGAUGUUGAGGCAGCUCUUAAAGUUUUAAACUUUGCUAUAUAUCACAAAGAGUUGACUGAAAUGGAUGAGCGUGAGCAAGAAAGGGAGAGGGAGUUGGAGAGAAAACGCAAAGCUGACCAUGAUGGUGGCAACAAUGAUAGAGGAAGUAGGAUGGAUGCCAUGGAAGUGGAUGAUCCUCCUGCAGCUCAAUCCAGUGCCAACAUAACCUCAGAAAGAAUUGAGGCAUUUAAUACUUUGUUUGGACAACAUGUGCGGGAAAACCACUUGGAUCGCAUAUCUAUUAAUGAUAUAGAAACUGCUGUAAAUAGCCGGUCAGCUGUACCUUACUCGCGGGCAGAGAUAAUGGCCCUAUUAGAGAAACUAGGGGACAGUAAAAUUAUGAUACAUGAGGAUACAGUUUACGUACUCUAAAAAAAAGUAUCAAGUGGGAGAUCCCCAAUCAGUGUUAAACGGUAAGCAUCUUUCCCUUCGAGCGUUACAUAAAAUUUCUUCUGGAGUUGCACUUACUGUGAGUGAUAUCUUCAACCUGAGAACUACCACUGUAAUUUGCUGAUAGUAUAUUGAAGCCGUCAGGGAAUGUCAUGGGAAUGUAUUUAUUGGAGUAUCACAGCAGCAACCUCUAGAUGGAUUAUGGCUGGCUUUCUUUAUCUGACUGUAAAUUGAGAAGAUUGAGGAUUGAAAUCUUAAGUUGUGUUUUAGUUUAAUCAAUCUUAACUCCCAAAGCGCUAGGUCUUGGCUCAAAGUAGGCCUUUUUGUGAUACCAUAUAUCCAUUUAAUUACUAUUGAAACUUGCCACAUCCCAGUUCUCUGUGCGUGUGUGAUUGGCAGGGGUGCAUUAACCUAAUAUUCUAAUCCAAAUUGCUAUUUUUACACGUAGUUCGUAUAUUGUACACUCAUCUUCAUUGCAUUGCAUGUUAUGAACUUAUUCCCUUGCAUUCUUGAUUCAAUGGAGUCUACAAUGCAGUGAAGCUGAGCAUAUAUUGAUA